ACCGAGAAGCCGAGGUUUAGUAGACGGUAACCCGGAGCGACUUUGCAGCGAACAUGGCGGAUGUACUGGAUCUUCACGAGGCUGGCGGGGAGGACUUCGCUAUGGAUGAAGAUGGGGACGACAGUAUCCACAAACUGAAGGAAAAGGCCAAGAAAAGGAAGGGCAGAGGAUUCGGUGCAGAUGAAGGCACCAAAACGAGGAUCCGGGAAGUCUAUGACAGUGUGGAGCAGGAUGGAGACGAGCCGGGACCCCAGAGAUCUGUGGAAGGCUGGAUCCUGUUUGUCACCGGGGUGCAUGAAGAGGCCACAGAGGAGGAUAUACACGAUAAGUUUGGCGAAUUCGGUGAGAUCAAGAACAUCCACCUGAAUCUGGACCGGAGGACGGGUUUCCUGAAGGGCUACGCACUGGUGGAAUAUGAGACGUACAAAGAAGCUCUGGCGGCCAUGGAAGGGUUAAACGGACAAGACCUCAUGGGGCAGCCGGUCAGUGUAGACUGGGGAUUCGUGAGAGGCCCCCCGAAAGGAAAGAGGAGAAGUGGGAGGAGGAGGAGCCGAAGCCCAGAAAGAAGACGACGUUAGAUCUAAGUACCGCCCCUUUUUUUGCACAUUGGAUCACUGAUCUGCCAAUCGUAAUGUCCCCCCUGUAUCUGGGCAGGUCGUUGGUUCAGUGACCGUUUUCUUGUGUGGCCCUAAAGGAAGGUUUUUAAUUUCGCAAAAAUGUCUGUUACCACUGCUGUGGCCCCAAUUCAUUGUGGGGUACAAAGGAGUUGCCCCUAAUAUUCUUACCAAUAAAGUCUUUUUAUGUUACUCGUC
Messenger RNA from Xenopus laevis (African clawed frog), 812 nucleotides. RefSeq names its product RNA binding motif protein 8A S homeolog (gene rbm8a.S). NCBI's taxonomy places the organism in Eukaryota, Metazoa, Chordata, Amphibia, Anura, Pipidae. Gene Ontology annotation, cellular component: nuclear speck; cytoplasm; nucleus. The record is from RefSeq and is marked provisional. Gene Ontology annotation, biological process: RNA processing. Gene Ontology annotation, molecular function: mRNA binding; nucleic acid binding; RNA binding.